This is a messenger RNA of Salvia miltiorrhiza (redroot sage), 1055 nucleotides long. RefSeq names its product protein MIZU-KUSSEI 1-like. Lineage: Eukaryota; Viridiplantae; Streptophyta; Magnoliopsida; Lamiales; Lamiaceae. Gene Ontology annotation, biological process: hydrotropism. The transcript is spliced from 2 exons. Bases 139 to 834 code for a protein of 231 amino acids. The record is from RefSeq and is a predicted model, not a curated record.
CAUUCUAUUACUAAUUUUGUUUACAUUAAACCAACAAACAGAAUCUGAUCUCUCUCUCUCUACACCUCGCUCCUUCUCUACCCAAAGCAUUGGUGGAUCUUGUGAUGAUUGCCAUUCCCCUCCAUUGCUAAUCCGGUGAUGGGGGAUCCUCUAACACCCUCCGCCGGCUCAAUUCCUCCUCCACCACCCCCGCCGCCGCCGGUGACCCUUGUCCAGGCAUCCUCGUCGAGGAAGAAACACAAGCCGAAAGUGAUACGCGCGGUGCGCAACGCGUUCCGAUCGCUCCCCAUCAUAACCCCCGUGGUGAAGAUCCCCGGCGGCGGGAAAUCGGGGGGCGGGGCGCGCGUGACGGGCACGCUCUUCGGGUGCCGCAAAGGGCACGUGAGCCUGGCGGUGCAGGCGAACCCGAAGACGGUGCCGAUGCUGGUGGUGGAGCUGGGCAUGCAAACGCAGGCGCUGCAGAAGGAGUUGAGCCAAGGCAUGCUGCGGAUCGCGCUCGAGUGCGAGAAGCGGGACAAGGAAAAGAAGACCAAUCUCCUCCACGAGCCGCGCUGGACCAUGUACGCCAAUGGGAUCAACAACGGUUACGGCCUGAGAAGGGACGCCACGGAGGAGGAUCUCUACGUGAUGGAGUUGCUGAAGGGGAUGUCGAUGGGAGCGGGGGUGCUGCCGCCGCGGACGGAGGCAGAGGGCGGCGACGGAGAGAUGUCGUUCAUGCGGUGGCAGUUCGAUAGGGUGGUGGGAUCCAAGGAUUCCCAGACGCUCUACAUGUUGAGCCCCGAAGGUGUCGGAAAUAACGAACCCGACUUGAGUAUUUUCUUUAUUAGGUCAUGAAUUUUUUAUUUUAAUUAAUUUUGCUUCAUUCGGGGAAAUAUAAUACUCCUAGAUUCUUCUCUGUACCAUUAAUUUAGUUAAUUAUUUCCUUUUUAUAGGCUCAUGCAUGAAUAUGAUCAUGAUUUUAGUGAAGCAAGAGAUUGUUUUUCCACUACAGGAUGUACAGAUAAUUUCUUAUCAUCUUUGACAAUAAAGCUUUUAACAAAUUUUGACUGGAUUUA